Messenger RNA from Papaver somniferum (opium poppy), 951 nucleotides. RefSeq lists its product as uncharacterized. The transcript has 2 exons. The record is from RefSeq and is a predicted model, not a curated record. Lineage: Eukaryota; Viridiplantae; Streptophyta; Magnoliopsida; Ranunculales; Papaveraceae. Bases 1 to 951 code for a protein of 316 amino acids. Gene Ontology annotation, molecular function: nucleic acid binding. Gene Ontology annotation, biological process: DNA integration.
AUGGCUUUGGUUCAGACCUUAGCCUUCCAGAUACCAAACAUCAAGUUCCUACACCUGUGCAGAAAAGAUCUCAGGCAUGCCGACGCCUUGGUAUACAUAUCAUCCAUGCUGAAAUAUGAGAGCGUUAAAGCCAUAAAGGUAACAAGAGUAUAUGAACUUCCAAUCACCCCACAAAAGUCAUUCGCUACGAAUAGUGAAGACGUUUUAGGGGAGGACAUUGAUGACGACAACGUAGGUGAGGAUAUUGCUGAAGAUUUCAUCGAAGAUGAUAUCAUGACGAGGGAGAACGAAGAUGCGGACUUCAGCAACGAAGAAGACUGGAGAACCGAGAUUCACCUCUACAUUGAAGAAGGUACCCUACUUGCAGACUUUGAGCAAGCCAGAAAGAUACAAUCAAAGGCGGGGAAAUACGAUCUUUGUGAUGGAGUCCUGUACAAAAAAUCCUUCCUCGGACCACUACUACGAUGUUUAUCAAGAGAGGAAGGGCAUCGUAUUUUGAAAGAUAUCCAUAGAGGGGACGCUGGUAACCACAGCGGAAUGAGAUCAUUGGCGGAUAAAGCAAAAAUGAAGGGGUUUGGCAUUCCCGCAGAAAUUGUCUCUGACAAUGGCAAGCAAUUACAAGGGAAAAAUAUAGAUAUGCUCUUUGACACUUUCAAGAUUGGGAAGAAAAAAUCAACCCCCAUUUACCCCCAGAGUAACGGCCAGGAUGAAACUACAAACAAGACCCUUGGUCUUAUCCUCAAGAAGAAAUUGGACGAACACAAAGGACGAUGGUGCGAGCAAUUACACAAUGUAUUAUGGGCAUACCGAACAACACGAAUGUCCGCAAUGGGUGAAUCACCGUUCCUCCUCACUUACGGAGCCGGAGCAGUCAUCCCGACAGAAAUUAUCAUGCCAACCACAAAGACCGAAGCAUUGGAGAAGAAUCUCAUGGCAGAUAUGAUGCUAUAA